GUGGUUUUUUCCUGUUUUGUCUCUCCCCCACAAAACAACUCUAAUCACCUUUUUAAACGCAACAACCUCUUCCUACGCAUAUCACAUUACCUUAACACAACACAAAUCCCACCCUCUUCCUCUCAUUCUCUCACCUCCAUCUCCUUUUUCUUUUCUUUUCUCUCUCUCUUCCGCACCAAAUAGAGGAGAAAGAGAGAGAAAAAGAGAAGCGACUGUAAUUUGGAGAUGGCAGGUGUUUGCAAGCAUUCCUUGGGAUUGGGAGUUAUGGCCAUGGUUGCCACUCUCAUUCUUGCUCUUUCAAUGCCUGCUGCUGUUCAGGCUCAAACUGCAGCCCCUGCACUUGCCCCUUCCAGUGACGGUUCGUCUAUCGAUCAAGGGAUAGCAUAUACUCUGAUGUUGCUGGCUCUGGUACUCACAUACAUCAUCCACUCGGCCUAAAUUUCCUCCAACUUCUGAAUUAGGAGCAGAAAGCUGUGUUGUGUUCGUUAUGAUUAACGAGUAGGGAGAGAAGUGAGGAAUGUAAUGCUGGUGUGAGUUAGAAGAGUAGGUGUUUUGUUUAUUCAUGUUGGGCCAUUUAGUGGCUAGUGUUUGCAGUCGGAACAGAUUUCAGACUGCUUAUGGUUUUCUCUUGGUAAUAUAAUGGUUGUCUUGCUUUUGGCAUAAUCA
Vigna unguiculata (cowpea) is the source of this 666-nucleotide messenger RNA. Its product is annotated as arabinogalactan protein 41-like. Lineage: Eukaryota; Viridiplantae; Streptophyta; Magnoliopsida; Fabales; Fabaceae. The record is from RefSeq and is a predicted model, not a curated record.